Molecule: messenger RNA, 2578 nt
Organism: Cryptomeria japonica (Japanese cedar)
Lineage: Eukaryota; Viridiplantae; Streptophyta; Pinopsida; Cupressales; Cupressaceae
Product: serine/threonine-protein phosphatase 5
Exons: 14
Coding region: 528-1988 (486 amino acids)
Cellular component (GO): nucleus; cytosol
Molecular function (GO): protein serine/threonine phosphatase activity; protein binding
Source: RefSeq, a predicted model, not a curated record
CUUCCGGAUAUUUAUGUAAGGUGUUCUUUCCGUAACACGAGAGUUAUUUGGCAGGGAUGAACGACUGGCGGGUGCACGAAGGAAAUCGUCUUUGUUUGCGGGGAAUACAUUGAACAGUGUAGAGUGGAGAGAGGCAGUGCAGUGCAGAAAGCGCCGUGUCUUUUGGCAUUGUCAAUUGAAAGCUACAGAUACAGAUAUACAUAAAUAUAUACAAGGUAAAAGCAGGAAGGUACGAAGUCACGAGAAGAAAAGUUGUUUCUUUUUCGAGGGAAUUGCUUUGGCGCCUGUAUGAUUUCAAAGUUAUUUAGUUCACCCAAGACGGUCAUUUUAUAUACCAAACAUGGAAUUUUGAAGAAGUCAUCUCAAGGAAACGGUAGAAGGACUUGAUCAUUGAAGAAGGCUUGGCUUCACCCGAGCUGAUAGCUAGGAUUGGCAUUGAUAACUUUGGUAAUGGUAGAAGAGUGGCUUAUGGAUUUUGAUCUUUAGCAGCCAGGAACCUCACAUUUUGAGACAGAAUUCUUAAAGAAAUGUUCAACAUGCAUACUUCUGGUAGAUCAGAUUUUGAGAGAGCAGAGGAAAUAAAGGCCCUUGCUAAUGCAGCUUUUCAAGCUCACAAGUUUUCACAAGCCAUAGAGCUCUAUACUCAAGCUAUAGAAUUGAACAGUCAGAAUGCAGUAUAUUUGGCAAAUCGUGCAUUUGCACACACAAAGCUGGAGGAGUAUGGAAGUGCUAUUGCAGAUGCCACAAAAGCUAUUGAAAUUGAUCUUAAAUAUUCCAAGGGGUACUACCGAAGAGGUGCUGCAUAUCUUGCAAUGGGUAAAGUCAAAGAAGCUCUGAAAGACUUCCAGCAGGUUAAAAGAAUUUGUCCGAAUGACCCUGAUGCUACCAAGAAGCUUAAAGAAUGUGAGAAAGCUGUCCAAAAGCUUAGGUUUGAAGAGGCCAUCUCUGUGGAUGAUUUUGACAAGCAUUUGGUCUCCGAUUCUAUUGAUUUCCAUUCAAUAGAGGUUGAGCUGCAAUACAAUGGUGCUAGAAUCGAAGGGGAAAUUAUAACAUUGGAAUUUAUAAAGAAAAUGAUGGAGGAUUUCAAGAACCAGAAGAGUUUACACAAAAGGUAUGCUUUCCAAAUUGUAUUGCAAGCCAGGGAUUUGUUACGAGCGUUGCCCUCACUUGUUGAUAUCACUGUUUUAAAUGGAAAGAAGUUUACAGUUUGUGGUGACAUUCAUGGCCAGUACUAUGACCUUCUUAACAUCUUUGAGCUGAAUGGACUGCCUUCUGAGGAAAAUCCAUAUCUUUUCAAUGGUGAUUUUGUUGAUCGAGGAUCCUUUUCAGUUGAAGUCAUCCUUGUGCUCUUUGCAUUUAAAUGCAUGUGUCCAAGUGGGCUUUAUCUUUCUAGAGGAAAUCAUGAAAGCAAGAGUAUGAACAAGAUUUAUGGUUUUGAGGGUGAAGUGAAGUCCAAGUAUAAUGACACCAUGGCACAGGUUUUUGCUGAAGUUUUUUGCUGCUUGCCUUUGGCUCAUGUUAUUAAUGACAAGAUCUUUGUUGUCCACGGUGGUCUCUUUAGUGUUGAUGGUGUAAAACUUGCUGAUAUCAGAGCAAUUGAUCGAUACAGGGAGCCACCUGAAGAGGGGCUGAUGUGUGAAAUACUUUGGAGUGAUCCCCAACCCCGACAAGGGCGUGGGCCCAGCAAACGAGGUGUAGGCCUGUCCUUUGGGGAAGAUGUGACAAAGAGAUUUCUUCAAGAAAAUAAUCUGGAACUGGUGGUCAGAUCCCACGAAGUAAAAGAUGAAGGUUAUGAAAUUGAGCACGAUGGAAAACUUAUAACUGUUUUCUCAGCUCCGAAUUAUUGUGACCAGAUGGGCAAUAAGGGUGCAUUCAUAAGAUUCAAGGCUCCAGAACUUAAACCAGAAAUCAUCUCCUUUUCUUCUGUGCCACAUCCUGAUAUAAAGCCCAUGGCAUAUGCAAGUAAUUUUUUGAGGAUGUUCUCUUAAUUGCGAGAAGGUCCCUACCAAGAAGUUGAUCUUUUUAUUUUGUCAAUAUCCAAUAUCUGUGUCACAUGCAAACCUUCCAAGUUGUGAAUUUUGCAGUUAAGAGGCUUCAUGGUUGCUCGUUCCAGUGAAAUCAGAGGAUGAAAUGAACCGAGUUGCUUAAAAGAUUUAUUCUCAUUGGCUUCUGUGCAUUUAAGUUCCCUGAUUUAUUCAUAUUAUUUAUGAACUAUGCUGGAGAAAGUCAAAAGGACUAAUUUGCUUCAAAAGACCUGCUUUGUGUUAUAUAUAUCUAAUAAGGUCAUUUUUCCAGGUCCAAAAUUCCAAGUCUGACAGAAUGUUUGGGCUUGAGGCAAGAGUGCAUUUUUCUGUAAAUUAAUUUUGGAAAUGCUCAUUUUUUGUGUAUUUAAUUUUCUCUAAACAAGGAGCAUCUGUGGUGUUCCAGAUUGAUGAUCUGGAAUUAAGCUCCAAUGAUCUUUGCCUGGUACUUAAUAGCCAAACAUUGCUAUGAUGUUAUUCAGAAUCUUGAUUUACGUGAUAGGCAAAGUGUGCACUUCUUGUAAAUUAAAAUUUGAUAGUGCUGGAAUUUUCACUUA